This is a messenger RNA of Cornus florida, 2307 nucleotides long. RefSeq names its product glucose-6-phosphate 1-dehydrogenase, chloroplastic-like. Gene Ontology annotation, cellular component: chloroplast stroma. Gene Ontology annotation, molecular function: NADP binding; glucose-6-phosphate dehydrogenase activity. Gene Ontology annotation, biological process: glucose metabolic process; pentose-phosphate shunt, oxidative branch. The transcript has 10 exons. The record is from RefSeq and is a predicted model, not a curated record. Lineage: Eukaryota; Viridiplantae; Streptophyta; Magnoliopsida; Cornales; Cornaceae. The coding region runs from base 237 to 2012 and encodes 591 amino acids.
UAUAGAAGAUUACUUGAAAUUAGCAUUUGAAAAGUAGUUUCCAUUUGCUUCAGUGGCCCUUUAGAGAAUUCAAAGGGCCAUAAUAGAUAUCAUUGAAUACUCUUUCAAUAUCAAGAAUCCAAAUAUAUCCGAUAGAAAUCUCCCAAUGCAGAUCAAAUCAAGCCAAAACUGCUCAUAAUUUUCUGAGAAAGUCCAAAACGUUUCUAUCUCCGUCUGAUCAUUACCCAAUUGUAGGUAUGGCUAGACAGUUCAGUCCCUGUUCUUCUUCCUCAACCCCCAUCUCACCAUCUUCAUUCAAGAAUGAGAGACACCUCUCCAGGAAAGUUUUCACUGUCCCAACUAAAACCUGUUCCUCCACAUGGGUCUCUCAGAUUCGUUCAAGAAUCCAAUCAAGAAAGCAAUUUGAGCUCAAAUCCUCUAAUGGGUAUCCUCUCAAUGCUGUUUCUUCACAAGAUGGUUUAGCUCAAAAGCCUCUGGCCAGAGAACAUGGUAGGCCUCUAAUGAAGGAGGGCUCUAUUCCCUUCACAGAAUCAGGAGAAGCAGAGUCCACUCUCAGCAUAACUGUUGUAGGUGCUUCAGGGGACCUUGCCAAGAAGAAGAUUUUUCCAGCACUUUUUGCUAUUUUCUAUGAAGAUUGUCUACCUGAGAACUUUACAAUUUUUGGUUAUGCUCGGACUAAAAUGAGUGAUGAGGAGCUCAGGAACAUGAUCAGUGAAACCUUAACCUGCAGAAUUGAUAAGAGUGAAAAUUGUGGUGACAAAAUGGAUCAGUUUCUAAAAAGAUGCUUUUACCAUUCGGGUCAAUAUAAUUCGGAGGAGCAUUUUUCAGAAUUGGACAGCAAGCUGAAAGAGAGAGAGGCAGGAAGACUGUCAAAUAGGUUGUUUUACUUAUCAAUACCUCCAAACAUUUUUGUGGAUGUGGUAAGAUGUGCAAGUGUUAAAGCUUCAUCAAAGAAUGGAUGGACGAGGGUCAUCGUUGAAAAGCCAUUUGGUCGUGAUGCAGAAUCAUCUGCAGAGCUGAUCAGAUGUCUAAAACGGUACCUAACCGAGGACCAAAUAUUCAGGAUUGACCAUUACUUGGGCAAGGAGCUUGUUGAGAAUCUAUCAGUUCUUCGUUUCUCAAAUCUUGUUUUUGAGCCUCUAUGGUCCAGGAACUACAUCCGUAAUGUGCAACUUAUAUUUUCUGAAGAUUUUGGUACCGAGGGAAGAGGAGGAUACUUUGAUAGCUAUGGAAUCAUCCGAGAUAUAAUGCAAAAUCAUCUCCUGCAAAUUUUAGCACUAUUUGCGAUGGAAACGCCUGUCAGCUUGGAUGCCGAGGACAUUAGGAAUGAAAAGGUCAAGGUUUUAAGGUCAAUGAGACCACUGCAGCUUGAAGAUGUGAUUGUAGGCCAAUAUAAGGGCCACAGUAAGGGUGGUAAAUCAUAUCCUGGAUACACAGAUGACCCAACCGUGCCCAACGGCAGUCUCACUCCAACAUUUGCAGCUGCAGCACUCUUCAUCAAUAAUGCCCGGUGGGAUGGGGUUCCUUUCCUGAUGAAAGCAGGAAAAGGUCUCCAUACUAAGCGAGGAGAGAUCAGAGUUCAGUUCAGACAUGUCCCAGGUAAUUUGUACAAGCGGACCUUUGGAACUGAUUUGGAUAAGGCUACAAAUGAGCUAGUGCUUCGUGUACAACCAGAUGAAGCCAUAUAUCUGAAGAUCAACAAUAAAGUUCCUGGUCUUGGAAUGAGAAUGGACCGCAGCGACCUCAAUUUACUUUACAGUGCAAGGUAUUCAAGAGAAAUACCAGAUGCAUAUGAGAGGCUUCUGUUGGACGCAAUAGAAGGAGAACGGAGAUUGUUCAUUAGAAGUGAUGAGCUUGACGCUGCUUGGGCUCUAUUCACACCAGUGUUGAAGGAACUAGAAGAGAAGAAGAUUGUGCCAGAGCUCUACCCUUAUGGUAGUAGAGGACCAGUUGGAGCACAUUAUCUUGCUGCGAGCCACAAUGUUCGAUGGGGAGAUACCAGUGAGGAUUAAUGAAUGGUAAAAAUCUCAGUGUCUUGGACUUUAAAUGCUUAUUACAUGCUCUUGUUGUAAAUUUUAGUGGAGUUAGGUUUUAAUUCUUUUCUAUGCAUGUGAUGUAAUGCUGAUAGGAGGCAAUGUUCUCUGACAUGGUGGCGGAUUAGGCUUUGAUGUAUGGUGGGUGUGGCAGGUUUAAAUGAUCAGUGAUUUAUUUCUGGAUUUAAGUUCAGUCUUCAAUGCUGAAUGCAUAACCAAUGUACAAAUCAUUUAAUCAAUAAAUAAAAGGAUUGGGCAAUCUUUGUGGGAACUA